Molecule: messenger RNA, 635 nt
Organism: Manis javanica (Malayan pangolin)
Lineage: Eukaryota; Metazoa; Chordata; Mammalia; Pholidota; Manidae
Source: RefSeq, a predicted model, not a curated record
AUUGAAAAAGUUCUUCAGCAGGGAGAGAUUGGAGACUGUGCAGAACCCUACAUGGUUAUCAAAGAAAGUGAUGGUGGAAAGAGUAAAGAAAAGAUAGAGAAACUAAAACUUCAAGCGGAAUCUUUCUGCCAGCGUUUGGGGAAGUACCGCAUGCCCUUUGCCUGGGCUCCCAUUAGCUUAGCAAGCUUCUUCAAUGUCUCUACCCUGGAGAGGGAAGCCGCCGAUGUGGAAUACAUGAGUGGGAAAAGCUCUGUGGGCGAGCGGAGAACUUUGUCCCAGUCUAGAAAGCUUUCUGAAAGAACCCUGUCCUUGGAGGAGAACGGGGUUGGAUCCAACUUCAAGACCACCCCCACGACCAUUAACAGCUUUUUCAAGCAGGAGGGAGAUCGCCUUAGUGAUGAAGACUUAUUCAAGUUUUUGGCUGACUACAAAAGAUCUUCAUCCUUACAGAGAAGAGUCAAGUCAAUUCCAGGUUUGCUCAGACUGGAGAUUUCUCCGGCUCCAGACAUAAUCAACUGUUGUCUGACUCCCGAAAUGCUGCCAAUGAGACCCUUUCCUGAAAAUCGGACCCGUCCACACAAAGAGAUUUUGGAAUUUCCAAUCCGGGAAGUAUAUGUCCCUCAUACUGUGUACAG